UCGAGAGACAAGAAGGGAGGCUGUCCAGAACAUUGCCACGCUGCUUCCCUAUCCCUCGCCUUGGGCCUCCUCCCUUGUGAACACACAGAUGUCAGAAACUGAGCUGGAAAAGAUAAAAGUCAGAACAGCUGAGCAUUUUGAAAAUGACAAAAAUAACAUUUCUUGGUUGAAGGAAGGAUUAUCCAGUUCAAUUCCAAGUCCUCUGGAAGACCCUGAUGUGCAACUCACAAAUGAAAAGCAGGCAGAUGAGAAAGCCAUUAAUGCUAUCGUUAUAAAUUCAGUAUCAGAAUUCAAUAUCACAGAUGGACCAGCCAAGGAAACCCCCAGUGAGAAAAAACUGUCAGAAUCCAGCAUAUCACUGUCCUCCCUUGAAGAAAGGCAGACGAAAUUUUCCUACCUCCAAACUGAUACUUCAGUUCAUCCGAGAGACACUGAUGAGGACUGCGCCUCCCUUAUCCUCGCCUGUCUGUUCUGCCAGUUUUUGGAUUGUCUCCUGAUGCUCCCGGACACGUGUGAAACUGUGUGUAUCAAUGUUUGCUGCCCCUCUCACAGGUACCAUCACACCUCAGAUGAAAGCCACUCCCGGAAUGACUGCAACUGCAACUGUGACAUUGACUGCAGCCUUUUUGAAUGUCAUGAGACCAGUGAGUGUCUGGAGCUGGCCAUGGAGAUUUCAGAAAUCUGUUAUCGUUAGUGCCACAAAGGGACCACAUUCAGGCAGACCUUUUGGCCCUCAGGGGAAACUUCAUGACAAUGAGCCUGUGAUUUUCAUGUGCUGAAAUGUAAGGACUGUACACAUUUCUUGGAUGCUCUAGACCAUUUUAUUCUGCACCUGUCUGGGAAAAAGCUAGUAUUGUCAACUCAAUGGUCUUGUUCCAAAUUUCCCUACCGCAUGGCUCGCUGAAAAAUCAGAUCUUGAUCACAUGUGAUGAACAAAUCUUAAAUACUUCUUAAAUGCCAUAGGUACAAGAUGUUUCUUGACUGCAAAAUAGCAUGCAGAACCAUUCUGUGUUAUUGCACUCAUUGGCUUGCAUCAUGGAUUCAACUUCAUUCACAAAUUCAGGACAAAUUAGUGCAUUCUUUUAGAACUGACAUACAUUAGCUUGUCUUUCCAAUGGACUCAUGCAUAAACAUUAUGCAUUGUUGGUUAUUAUUAAUAAUGUAUUGUAUAACAUCAUUUUGUAAUUAAAAAUUUAUUUAUACAGUCUCUUAAAAUUCACUUAUAUGUACAGUUUAGGUAGGAAAGGGAAUUAAAUGAAUUAGAAACCGUGUUCCUGUAAUUACAACAGAUGUCUCUAAGACAUAUCCAGUGAAUUUUGAAUAUGAUGUACUUCGAGAGAGUACUGUAAUUCUAGACCAUAUUAUUAUAUGCUUAUGACUAUGUCAUAACAGGUUAUGCAUAUUCUUAAUUUGUUACAGAAAAUCUUUUUUUUUAUUCUAAUAAGCAGAAAUGGGACUUAUGUGCAACUUUCAAGAAAAUGACCCCAGAUCGUCAAUUCUUCAUUUUCCUCAUUUCUGUUUGUCAGGUACAAUAAGCAACAGGAUAUUAAAACAGAACCAGUUCAUUUUACUAAAUGAUCAGUUGUGUAGGAACCCGAAAGAAAUACAUGUGCAGGUACUUAUUCAGCACUGAGUUUCCUAACACAGAAUGUGCUUCAGAAACCAUAUCUUUUUUUCCUUUUCUGAAAAUUCAAGUGAUUCACAAUUAUAUUGAGCACUUCCUUAUAUUUACAACAAAUCUUUGUAAGAUGUGGUAUAAACUUAGAAAGCAACUUUUGACUCAAACAAGUUAAAACAAACAAUUCAAACAAAUUAAAACAAUUUGUGGGGGUUGAAGUCACUUGAAUUUUCUUUAGUCUCUGUAGGCAUGGCACUGCUCACAAACGUGUUCUUAAAUAUUCUAAUGGCGCUAUCUCACUACCUUCAUCAAGUGUAAAAAAAACACACUUUAUCAAUAAACAAAGAACACAAAAGUGAAAUGAGUCAAGGGAACUUUUAUGAUCUAGACAAACAACAACAACAACAAAUUCCAAAAUAUCUACCUUUGCCUGACUUUGGCAACCUGGGACAAAAGGCACACUUGGUUUGUGUCUGUAGCCAACUAGCACAUUUGUCUACUAUGCAAUAACUUUCUCGAAACACUGAAAACUCUUAAUCUUCUGAAAAUAUUUUAAACUGCCCUUAUAAAAAACAUUGAACUGUUCUUGUCUUGUUCCUGGUAACCCAGUGUAUCUACGGCUACUGCAGGCUUCGUCCCUGUUCAAUUAUCAUGUUAUGCACAAAGCACAGAGCAAGACAGAACCCAACCUUAUGAAACACUAUAGUCUCAAUUCUUUCUAGAAGCUUAGAGACAACUGUAUGUAUAGAACUUGCAGAUCUUUAGGAUGGAAAAAUAUAUACUAUUAAGAAGGGGACCUAAAGUAGUUGUUACCCAAUAUUUUCAUAAGAGAAAAACAGUCCCCCAAGUACUGACUGAUCCAAGAUCAUACAGUAAUUUAAUGGCAGUGUCAGAAACUCAAAGCGGUGAGUUCUAAUGGCCAUGCAUUACCCCA
Cervus elaphus (red deer) is the source of this 2552-nucleotide messenger RNA. RefSeq names its product MyoD family inhibitor domain containing 2 (gene MDFIC2). The record is from RefSeq and is a predicted model, not a curated record. The transcript is spliced from 5 exons. Lineage: Eukaryota; Metazoa; Chordata; Mammalia; Artiodactyla; Cervidae. The coding region runs from base 89 to 694 and encodes 201 amino acids.